Molecule: messenger RNA, 2018 nt
Organism: Silurus meridionalis
Lineage: Eukaryota; Metazoa; Chordata; Actinopteri; Siluriformes; Siluridae
Gene: asb15b
Product: ankyrin repeat and SOCS box containing 15b
Exons: 11
Coding region: 33-1943 (636 amino acids)
Biological process (GO): intracellular signal transduction
Molecular function (GO): protein binding
Source: RefSeq, a predicted model, not a curated record
CGUGUAUCGAACGCUGAUCAUAUCUUUCUCUUAUGCAAUUUCUCCAAACUAUUCUGGAUAUCAAUUCAGGACUGGCUGAUAGACAAAGAGACAAAGACCCCCUAGUGGACGACCAGUUACAUCGCUGCUUCAACAGAAUACAGAUGGUCGCCGAGUUACGAUUUUUCGAUCUUUCGAUGACGUUGCUUGUUGGGAAAAUGGCAGAGAGACUGACUGAAGAAGAAGAAGAAGAGCAAGAAGAACAGCUGGUUGAUUUUGCCAUCCAGAGAAGCCUCCAGGACAUUGCUUUACCCCUGAGCACAAAAAAAAGUAUGAUGGAAAUGGCGAGCGAGGACAGCCUGAAGAUCCUAGAAGCUAUAGAUCAAGGUGACUUGGCCACUUUGCAUUCACUGCAUGGGAAAACAUCUGGCUUUACCGAGACAGACAGAAGAGGUUAUCUUCCCUUUCACAGAGCCUCAGUGCUGCCAAACCUACAGAUUCUUGAUGCUGUUCUACUCGCAUCCCGCGAGUUGAGCAUGGAGGAGGUUACAGCAGACGGGGAGACGGCGCUGACUCUCGCUGCCAAGGCUGGACAUGUGGCGAACGUAAAGGUGCUACUGCAGCACGGCGCAUCUCCUCACAACACCAACAGCAAAAACGAGUCCCCACUUCUGCUGGCGGUCAGGAUCGGCUCCUAUGACAUGGUCCUGGCGCUGAUCUUAGGUGGGGCGUUUGUGGAGCAGGUGUGUCUGAAAAAGUGGACGGCCACCCACGAGGCAGCCAAGGUGGGCGGCGCUGAUAUCCUAAUGCUGCUUCUUAAGCACGGCGGCAAGGUGACAGCACGAGACGGUCACGGCGUGACACCGCUGGGAAUUGCGUCCGAGUUCGGCCACAGCGACAUCUUGGAAAUCCUCAUUCAGCAUGGAGGUGAUGUUGCUGCACAGGCCACCAAUGGAGAUACAGUGUUAUAUGAUGCAGCAGGCUCGGGAAACCUGGACAGCAUCCUCUUGCUGCUUCAACAAGGUGCAAAUCCAAACGUGGCCAGUUACGCCUUUCAGCUUCCCAUUCACCGUGCUGCAUAUGAAGGCCAUUAUCUGGCCCUGAAAACAUUGAUCCCCAUCACAACUAAGAGGGCUAUACGCCACUCUGGGAUGAGUCCGGUGCACUCGGCUGCAGAUGGAGGUCACGCAUCCUGUCUGAAUUUGCUGAUCGAGAAGGAUUUCGAUGUCAACUGUCUUUUAGGUGACCACAUUUCCAGCAACUACGGAGACAUGAGGAAGACGGCUCUGUAUUUUGCAGUGUGCAACAGUGACGUGACUUGUGCCGAGAUGCUUCUAGAGGCUGGGGCAAAGCCUAACCUCGACCCUCUGUUCUGCCUCCUUGUAGCUGUACGAGCCAGUCAUUAUGAGCUUGUGCGACUGUUGCUGUCCUACGGCGCUAAUGUUAACUGCUUCUUCACAGCCAUCAUUGACACAGUGUUCCCCACAGCUCUACAGUACUGUCUUCAUGACGAAAUAAUGAUGCGAUUAUUGCUUAACAACGGCUAUCACGCCAAAAGCUGCUUUCAGUGUGAUCACAACUGCGUAUCGACGCACAGCUGCACAACGGACGAGCACACUUCUGGCUACUUCAACAAAGUGACAUUUUGUGAUUUUGUCAGUGUGAGUUGGCUGAAACACCUGGUGGGCCGGCUUGUACGAAUUCUCCUAGACUAUGUGAUUCACGUUCCUAUCUGCCCCAAGCUGCAGAAGAUCUUAGAGAUGCAACAGGAGUGGUCUGAGAUCCGUGACAUUCUUAGAAACCCACGCUGUCUGCAACACCUGUGCAGGCUGGUUAUAAGGAAGAAGAUGACCCCAAGAAGACUGAACAACCCCAGAUAUAUAAGCGAACUUCCUUUCCCUCCAGCGCUAAAGAACUAUCUGACUUACAAGGAGUACGAUUUGUAUGGAAGAAUGGAAUUUUGAAUUGGUAUAUAGAUAGAAUGUGUUUUGUUAGCUAUUUUUUGCUACUGUUUAGUGUGAUUUCAUGUAUUAAAGACA